AUGGACAAGAAGAGCUCUGCCUUCACUAUCGACCGCAUUCUGAGCGCAAACGACAACAAGAUCCUGGGCUUGGAGAAGCCCCUCGCCCCCGGGCCCUCAUGCGAGGAGAAACCGGCCCCUGAAUCGAUGAAUCAGACGGACCUCAGGUCGACCUGCUGCUACUGUUCACACUCGCGGAGAGAUUCUGCACUGGCGGCUGCCACGGAUGUUUGCAGAAGCUCACGGCAGGGAAAGCUUCUAGGUCAUGUUCAGAGGAGGGUUCGGGCGCCACCCCCCACUAUCUUCACAGAAGAGCAGCUGGACGCUCUGGAGGAUCUGUUCAGACAGAACCAGUAUCCAGACAUCCACACCACAGCAGCUGGCCCAGAGAACACACCCACGCUUGAGGAGAGAGCUCCAGGCCUGAGGACUCCAGAGACAUCCGCGAUCGAUGAGGGAGGUCAAAAUCGCCGCGGAACAUCGCUUCUGGAGAGGUUCCAGUACAGCUUAACCGCGACCAGAAAGCUGGAUUUCCCUUCUUCAUUGACAAAUUCUGAGAGAGUUUUUACAUUUCAGUACUCGCCUCAGUCCCUGGGUUACGCUUCUAAAAGCAGAGGGAAAGGCUCCAGUCGAUGUCUUACGGUGAGGAAGAAGGACGGGACGGAGGCGUUCUCGCCCAUCAUGACCUUUAACCUCUCUCACACCAAACACAUGGUGCAGAGCCUCCUGCAGAGGUUCCCCAUCACUCAAACAAAGAGCGCGAGUUCUCAGAAGCGCAGGCCGCGCCUGAACUGGACUGCUUCCGAGAGCGCCACCUCGCAAACGAAAGGCCAGGAGGAGAUCAUCCAGACCAUCAGGGAGAACCAGGUGGUGCUGGUUUUGGGUGAGAGACCGCUCUGGCAAACCACACAGGUGAGGCCCGGUUUCUGCUGGAUCGACUGCUGUCGGAGCCGGAUUCCCUGCCGGAUCUUCUGCACUCAGCCCAGGAGGCUGGCUUACCAUCGCCAUGGCGUGAGCGUGGCGCAAGCGAGAGCCGGGCAGCGAAGAUCGGACAGACCGCCGGGCUAUCAGAUCCGCCUGGAGAGCAAAGUUUCUCCUAAACCGCUGACGCUCUGCACGAAAAGUGGAGUUCUGCUGCGGACGCUGAUAAACCGGAGAUCUGCCCUGUCCACCGCCAACGAUGUCAUCGCGGACGAGGUGCACGAGCGAGACGGCCUGACCGACUUCUUACUCACGGUGAAGAUGAAGGAGCUGGUCCAGAAGACGCCGGCCGCUGAAGCUCAUCCUAACCAGCGCCAUUUGGACGCCAACCCAUUUGUCAGAUACUUCGAGCUCGUCCCAUUAUCUGCCACCGAGGCUCCGAGGGGAGAAGACGCGACGCCAGUGGGUCCCGCAGUGAGAAUCAAUCUGCUUGACGACGCAGGCGGCGACAGUGUCUUCAGUCAGAUGCGUAGAAGGACGUACACACUGGAGCCCUGGCUGCUCAGAGAAAUGGACGCCUGCAUCUCCAACAUCUUCCUGUCCAAGACGCCGAUGCCUCUCAGGCAGCUCUUCAAUCUGAUCCUGAACGAGAACAUCAGCGUGGAUUACAGACACAGCUUUUAGACGAAAGUGUCAUCACUGCUGAUGGUGUCCGCUGGACGAGGUUCUUUCAGUCAGAUGGAGCAGCUCCUCAGUAUGGGUGCUAACGCCAACAUCAAAGCCUCCAACGGCUGAUCUGCCUUGGACUGGGCCAGACACUUCAAUCAAACUGAGGUUGUAGAUCUGCUGGAGUCUCACAUGCUGACCUGGAAUCUCAUCCUGCACCUGCUCUUUCACCAUCUACCAGAGCUUCCACAGAAAACAGGUAUUAAUCCGGUUCAUAUAUUUUACUUCUCAGGCGCAGUGUUGAUAUUCCUGCCGGGCUACGAUGAGAUUGUGUCUCUGAGAGACCGCAUCCUCUUUGAUGAUAAAAGGUUUACAGAUCACCAGCAAAGGUUUCAGGUGUUCAUACUACACUCUAGUAUGCAGACGUCAGACCAGAAGAAGGUUUUGAAGAACACGCCGAAAGGUGUUCGCAAAAUAAUCCUCUCGACCAACAUCGCAGAGACCAGUAUUACCGUCAACGAUGUUGUUUUUGUCAUCGACUCCGGCAAAGUUAAAGAGAAAGCCUAUGACGCUCUGAGUAACGUGACCAUGCUGAAGAUGGUGUGGAUAUCGAAGGCCAGCGCUCUGCAGAGGAAGGGCAGAGCGGGCCGCUGCAGACCGGGCAUCUGUUUCCAUCUCUUCAGCCGUCUGAGGUUCAACAACAUGCUGGAGCAUCAGGUUCCUCAGCUGCUGCGCAUGCCGCUACAGGAGCUGUGGCUUAUGGAGAAUCAAGUAAAGCUGAGCUGCUUCAGUCCAGUAAUGUCUGACUCCUCCUCGCAGACCAUCGACGCCAUGGACCCCUGGGAGAACCUGACGGAGCUGGGCUAUCACCUCGCUGACCUGCCCGUGGAGCCACAUUUAGGGAAGAUGGUUCUGUGUGCGGUGGUGCUGAAGUGUUUGGACCCCAUCCUCACCAUCGCCUGCACACUCGCUCACAGAGACCCCUUCGUUCUUCCCGCUCAAGCCGCUCAGAAGCGCGCCGCCAUGCUGUGCAGGAAACGCUUCACCGCCAACACCUUCAGCGACCACAUGGCUCUGCUCCGCGCCUUUCAGGCCUGGCAGAAGGCUCGCAGUGAUGGCUGGGAAAGAGCCUUCUGCGAGAAGAACUUCCUCUCUCAGGCCACCAUGGAGAUCAUCGUCGGGAUGCGAACGCAGCUUUUGGGACAGCUUCGAGCUACAGGGUUUUCCGAGCUGGCGGCGGGUGACAUCCGCGAUGUCAAUCAGAACUCGGAGAACUGGGCCUGCAGGAAGCGCCGGGUCGCUGGCAUGUAUCCCAACCCGAUCCACGUGGAGCGGGACAGCCUGAGCCUCAUGGGCUCCAGAGAGAAGAGAGUCAGCUUCCACCCCACAUCUCUCGGCUUCCAGUCCACCCAGUACAAGAAGUUAUCCCAAUCCCUCCAGCCAAUGGCUAGUUCAGGCGGCAGCCCGUGGACUCCCUGCCCCACUGAUUGGCUGAUUUAUGAUGAGAUGAACGCGCACCAGGAUGCCAGUGUCCGGUGUGCUGCUCUGUCGUCACGACCCCUCACCGUCGCCAUCUUCGCAGGAAGUGCCAAACUGCCCAGCUCCGCCCUGCAGGAGCCCGCCAUCCACAGAGGAGCUGAUGGUGAGAAUGACAGCAGUGAUAGUGAGGUGGAGGAUCGCUCCAGCUCUCGUCUGGCUCACAUCAGCAUAGAUGACUGGCUCCACUUCAAACUCCACCGAGAGGACGAGGCACCACCAUCCGCUCUCGCUGGUGGCGGUUCUGUUGGCCGAGGAAGCACCGGCGCACUCGCCUCCCGCACCCCACUCAGGCAUCGUUCCCAAGACCUCGACCUAGGACUCUUCCGACGAUCCCCCGCAUACGCCAGCCAAUCGUUCCGUGGAGCCGCAGCGGUAGAAGGAGCCGACAGCAGCCCAGACAGGGCCUCGGCUGGCGCCUCAGCUGAAGAACCACAGAGCGCUUCACAGCAAACACCUGGGAGACGAGAGCGGCCCGGUGAAGAGCACCGAGGGGCCCUCGUCCCCAGUCCCUCAGGAACAACUCAGGUUGUGUUCUCCUCUGAUGGCGUCAGUCGUGUGUUUGAGCAGGCUACAGCGCCCGAAGUCUGUGCUUGUAGCAGGGGUUACGCGCAGCGCCAUGGUGUCGGCGGUCCAGCGGCGAGCGCUGUCGUGGACUGGGGUUUCGGGCCCGGUCUGGCAUGGUGUGUUCUCGGGUGGAAUGGAUCCGUAAGGAGAGCCUGGGGUUCCAGCUCACGUCAGCAGCUGCUCAACUCCCUGGAACGACAACAAGAGCCCCAGGAUCAGCCGAGACGCUCAGGAACUGGAGCCGCAGACAGGAAGUCGUUACUGCAGCUCUGGGAGCGAAUCUGA
This is a messenger RNA of Cyprinus carpio (common carp), 3954 nucleotides long. RefSeq names its product 3'-5' RNA helicase YTHDC2. NCBI's taxonomy places the organism in Eukaryota, Metazoa, Chordata, Actinopteri, Cypriniformes, Cyprinidae. Gene Ontology annotation, molecular function: RNA binding; DNA binding. The record is from RefSeq and is a predicted model, not a curated record. Gene Ontology annotation, cellular component: intracellular anatomical structure.